Priceomyces carsonii is the source of this 1185-nucleotide messenger RNA. RefSeq lists its product as uncharacterized. The transcript has a single exon. Bases 1 to 1185 code for a protein of 394 amino acids. The record is from RefSeq and is a predicted model, not a curated record. Lineage: Eukaryota; Fungi; Ascomycota; Pichiomycetes; Serinales; Debaryomycetaceae.
AUGCUACUAGAGAAGAUCAGUUACCCAAGUAUACUGAGACCAUUCAGACUCAAUGCUUUGCCCUGUUCCUCAAGUUUAAUGAGCCUCAACAUGUAUAAAAGUGUGACACUAUCAAGAUCAAUGCAUACAAAACGCCCAAGCUUGCUUUUCAGACGAUUUUAUAACAAUCAGAAGACAGAUGAUGAUAAGAAAUAUGAAAAUCAAAGGUAUGAUAAUAACUUGAGGGCUCAAUUUAUAAAUUCUACUUUAAAGAAUAAUCCUAAUAUCUUUAAUUCGGCUCAGUUGGCAGGCAGUGGAUUGUCCUUGAAGACAAUCGUUUUAAUAAUAGUUGGAACUAGCACCAUAACUAUGGGAAUAUAUGUCUUCAUCCAACUUUUGAAUUUAAGAAAAACCUCAAAAGAAGGUGGAACUCUGGCAAGGAGCGUCUUCCUACCACUCUGGUUAAAUUUCAAUUACUUUUACAAAUCUAAAUACACCUUUCCAAAUGGAUUAAGAUAUUUUGACACUGAUUUCUAUGAUUAUAUCAUCCAAGAGAUGAAGCAAUUGAACCCUCACUCUGGGAGGACAGAUUCUGAAAAUUUCAUACAUUUGUUGAAAAACGAAAACAUAAGAUAUAAGGCACUCGAGGAUUUGUCUAUGAACGGACUCGUAAGACAAGUAAUUGGGUUACCCUUGGAGUUGACUAUUGAUGAAAAUAGUAAGUUUGAUAUCUGGAUUGAACUGAAAUAUCCUACAAUAUCUGGUCCGCAGAUCGAUCUUGAGUCCCGUGAACAAGAGAACACGAAAAGCAGUUCUGUGUUUGCACAUUGGUCGAUAAAGCCUAUUAUUACCUCUUCAAUAAUUGAGAAUAUACUCACUCAGCUUGGAUUGAAUUUAGGUACUCUAAAGACAUCCGAUGCUUCAAGAAAGGUUCACGAAAACUCAAGUGGUAGGAUACAUGAAGUUCCAAUCACAAACGCAUCUUCAGCUUCAAUAAUGAACGGUGAAAAGUCCUACAAUAUAAUGUUUUCUGGAACGCUUUCCGUGCGUGAUAAGAAGAAAUUUAAUAAUGGCACAUUAAGCUACGAAGGUAUCAUAGACUUUGAUCAUCUUAUGAUCAACAGAGGUGUCAAGCUACUAAGUGCAGAUCUUAUUAUUGGUCCCACGGAAUCUCCGAAGGAAUGCGUUAAGUAUAAAGUAAUAUAA